Messenger RNA from Drosophila yakuba, 1534 nucleotides. Its product is annotated as meiotic recombination protein P22. The transcript has a single exon. The record is from RefSeq and is a predicted model, not a curated record. NCBI's taxonomy places the organism in Eukaryota, Metazoa, Arthropoda, Insecta, Diptera, Drosophilidae. Bases 170 to 1162 code for a protein of 330 amino acids.
AAUUUAUAACAUUGAUAAACUUCAUGGCAGCCCUAAGCUUUUUCGAUAAUAAGGUCCUGUUAUCCAAUUGGUAAAAUCCUGUUAUCGCGCCAACUGUUAGUUUUCUUGUAUUAUUGGAUCGAAUAAUAGUUUAAAGCAUAUUCCUGUUCAUUCUGAAGUAGAAAACGAAAUGGAUAGGACAACAGUCACACCGAGUCCUGCCUCCACGUACUGCUCCUUUUUGGGGGGUUCUCAGCACUCGCCGUUACGGCGAUCACAGCGCCUAAUCGAAAAGGAGAACCGCGAUUUGCCGAAGAUUCCGCCCAAAAGCCUCUCUCCUCAAUUAUUUGGAAACACUGAAGAUGAUUACAGUGAACUAUUGCUGCACCAAGAAAAGCCAGCAACCAAGUUAGUGCACUUGAGAUCCGUGGAGAAUGUGGACAAACUUCGAUCCCCAGCUAAAGUUCUCCAAUUGAAACCUUCCAAUAAAAUCGUCCACCUGAAGCCAUCGGAUAAGAUUAUCCAAUUAAAGGGUGAUGCUAAGAAACCCGGAAAGAACAAGUGUAAUAUUCAGAAAGGAGAUCCCCCAAGGAAUUCACAAAGGAGGAGCACGCAAUGCACUCCCAAAAAGCGUGGUCGAAAACCAAAGCCACCAACUAAGAUAGAGGCCAAAAAAAUUCAAUCAAGUAUUCCGAACGAUCAUCUAGGGAACACACCAUCGCCAUCGCCAUCGAAGCUGCCUGUCAAAUAUCCAGCACAUUUUGUUCAUCAACUUCCACCCGCAAAGGAUUCCAGCCCUGCCGUUCGAAGACGUUUCUUGUCUGCUCCGGCUACUGAAUUCCGCGAUCUGUGCCUCACACCCGAUGAGAUUCCAACUCCGGAGGGACAUGGUGAAAUCUUAAACAAAUCGCCGUCGGAUCUCGACUCCGAUGUCUCCAUGAACAUUUCCUUGUCCGAUUCCAUUGGCGAGAUCUUUGGCACCAAGGACAUAAGCAGAAUUCUGACCAUGCAGCGCCCGCGUCAGUACAUUUUGCUGGAGGAGCACCUGCCCACUUUGGCCACCAUGCUGAACGUGGACUUGGAGCGACUGCGCAGUGUGUUGGAAAUCACCCAGGGCCUAACCCACGAGCAGAUCCUAGGCUUUCCGAUAAAACAAGAGGUGGAGGAAUUGGAAGUAUCUUAGAAAUUAGUGACAUAUAACUGAACAUUCGAAAUGUUUCCACUUUGAAUAGUUUUAAUGUGAUCAUUCCAAUUGACCAAGUCCAGGAUCCUUAAGAUCCUUGUUGCUUUAAGUUAACAUUUAAAAUGUAUCUGUUUUUUUUUUUUGUAUAUUUUUAAGUGGUAUUUAAUUGUUGUUGUUUUUUUGUUGUUUGUUUUUGUUAUUUUGCCUUAGACUUUCAGAGUGCACAAGUUUUGUUUAAACCAUUUACUUUGUUGUAUAUUUUAAAUUACUAAUGCUAAACGUUAUCUAGACUUUAUUAUACUUCAUAAUUGGUUUCCUUUCCUCUACGACAAUACAGCAGCAAUCGAUCUGGGUUUUUGUAUCUGUUACUAA